AUGCACGUUCUUGGUGCUGGAUCUAUGGGCUGCCUAUGGGCUGCUGCAUUGACCCGUGCAGGCACAGAAACUCGGCUGUUGCUGCGACCUGGCUCUGCCAAACUGGCAGCCUGCCAGCAGGGAAAAGUCGUGCUACGAGUGGAUGGCUGUCGAGGCAGCAAGGGCAAUGAGACUACGGCGACUACCGUCCAUGCGGAGGCGCUAACUGCAGGACAGGAGGCCGAUGUCGAUCAGGUGCUAGUCGUGACAAAGGCGUAUUCUGCAAUGAACGCGUUAGAGAUGUUGGCGCCGCGAUUGAAGCGCGAAGCUGUCAUCGUCGUACUUUCGAAUGGGGCACUUGCCCUGCAUGAGCAGAUCGUUCGUGCGACAUGUUUAAGCCACGUGCGCCUAGUCUUGGGGAUCACGACACAUGGGGUGUGGUCUAGGGGCCCAUUUGAGAUUGUGCAUGCAGGAUGGGGGCAGACAAGGUUUGGCACUUUGUCAGUCAAAGACACUGAAAGCUCGGAUUGGUAUCGCUCAGUAUUGCAGCGUUUGGAGACUGCUGGACUGGGAGCUGUGGAUGAAGGUUCCAAUAUCGAGCGCUGCUUGUGGCUGAAGCUCGCUGCAAAUGCAGCCAUCAAUCCGCUGACGGCCCUCGAGGAGAAACCAAAUGGCUUUAUUCUUUCCUGUCUGGAAGCACGUGCGAAAGUAUCCCAGAUUUGCAGCGAGGUUGCCGAAGUUGCAGGUGCACUGCAACGGAAUUCUGAACAGGAUGCGCAAGUGGCGAAACUAUCCGGACUUGACUUGGAGGAAUUUGUCUUCCAAACUGCACAAGAAACAGCAGAGAACCGUUCCUCCAUGUUGCAAGACGUUGCCGCGGGAAGGCUUACUGAGAUUGACUACUUGAAUGGGUGGAUCGCCUCAAAGGCCAAGGAACUGGGUAUGGGCUCUGGUUUAAACGCGCAUGUGACUGCCCUGAUGAAAGAAAAGGAAGCGGCAAUGUCCGCGAGGAAAGCGCGCCUCGCAUAA
Messenger RNA from Symbiodinium natans, 1008 nucleotides. Lineage: Eukaryota; Dinophyceae; Suessiales; Symbiodiniaceae. The record is from the annotation of a GenBank genome assembly.